AUGGACUUGGAGAGCAAAACCUUCAAAGCCAAUGCACUCACGUCUUGUUGUUGCCCCAAACCAGGAUUUCCCAUUUCGAAGUCUGAUCUGGAUGAGGACAAGGCCGUGAGGAAGAGGAAGAUGGCCCGGGAGCCCCAGGCAGACAAGGAGCUGAGGACGGAGACUGAGGAGGAGAAAUCCCCGCAGCUGAACCUCGUGGAAGAGGACGUUUGCGGCGGCUCCACGGCGCAGGAAUCCAACGGGGAGGAAAAUCCCCAGAGAUCCUGCACCAGGAGGGGCUGCAAACGCAGAUCCCGGGGAUCCCAGGAGAAAAGACCCAGCCUGGGCCGGGAAGGCAGCCAGAGGUCUGGCCAGAGCUCUGAGCUGGGGGUCCAUGAGCAGCUUCACGACGGCAAGAAGCCCCUCCAGUGCUUGGAAUGCGGGAAGAGUUUCCGCACGAGCACCAACCUGAACCGCCACCAGAUGAUCCACACGGGGGAACGGCCCUACAAGUGUGGGGAAUGUGGGAAGGGCUUCAGAGACAGCUCUGAUCUGAUCCGCCACCAGACGGUGCACACUGGGGAACGGCCCUACGAGUGCGGGCAGUGUGGGAAGGGAUUCAGUGUCAGCUCCCACCUGAUCGUCCACCAGAGGAUCCACACCGGGGAACGGCCCUACGAGUGUGGGCAGUGUGGGAAGAACUUCAGCCUGAGCUGCAGUUUGAUCCGCCACCGGAUGAUCCACACGGGGGAACGGCCUUAUGAGUGUGGGGAGUGUGGGAAGGGCUUCAGGAAGAGCUGCCACCUCACGCGGCACCAGAUGAUCCACACUGGGGUACGACCCUACGUGUGUGGGGAAUGUGGGAAGGGCUUCUGUGACAGCUCUGGCCUGAUCAUGCACCAGGCGAUGCAUGCUGGGGAAUGCCCCUACAACUGCUCAGAAUGUGGGAAGAGCUUCAGCCUGAGCUCCAGCCUGGUUGCCCACCGGAGGAUCCACACUGGGGAGAGGCCCUAUGAGUGUGCUGAGUGUGGGGAGAGGUUUCAGAGCAGAUACAGGCUGCUCAAGCAUCAGGAGAUUCACACACAAGAGACGCCCUUCCGCUGCCCCAGCUGUGGCAAGGGCUUUAAGAAAAACUCCACCCUCGUCACCCACCAGCAGAUCCACACCAGGGAGAGACCCUAA
This is a messenger RNA of Cinclus cinclus, 1161 nucleotides long. RefSeq names its product zinc finger protein 239-like. Gene Ontology annotation, molecular function: DNA-binding transcription repressor activity, RNA polymerase II-specific. The transcript is spliced from 2 exons. Gene Ontology annotation, biological process: negative regulation of transcription by RNA polymerase II. The coding region runs from base 1 to 1161 and encodes 386 amino acids. The record is from RefSeq and is a predicted model, not a curated record. Lineage: Eukaryota; Metazoa; Chordata; Aves; Passeriformes; Cinclidae.